Triticum dicoccoides is the source of this 735-nucleotide messenger RNA. Its product is annotated as BTB/POZ and MATH domain-containing protein 1-like. NCBI's taxonomy places the organism in Eukaryota, Viridiplantae, Streptophyta, Magnoliopsida, Poales, Poaceae. Gene Ontology annotation, biological process: protein ubiquitination. The record is from RefSeq and is a predicted model, not a curated record. Gene Ontology annotation, molecular function: protein binding.
AAUUCUAUCAAGAAAUAUUUUCUUGAGAAUUCAGGGCAUAUAAGAAACGACAGUUUCAACAUCCAGUGCGAUGUUACCGUCAUGAAGUCUACCCGCAAAGGUAGUCGGUUUAGCUUGGUUCCUCCAAGCAACUUGCGUCAACAACUUGGUGACCUAGUGAAGAGCAUGGAUGGAGCCGACGUGACCUUUCAUGUCGGCGGGGAGAGUUUCUUGGCUCAUAGGGCCGUGCUCGCCGCUCGGUCAUCCGUGUUCAGGGUGGAGCUCUUUGGCGGCAUGAAGGAGAAUGCCGGCGGUCCAAUUGAAAUUUGUGAUAUGGAAAGUGACGUGUUCAAGGCCUUGCGCCACUUCAUAUACACAGACUGACUAGUGCCUGUUCCCGAGAUGACUGAUGGAUGUGGAGCACGAAGAGAAGCGGUGAUGGCUGGCCAUCUGCUUGUUGCAGCGGACAGGUACAACAUUGAGAGGCUGAAGCUGAUAUGCGAAGAGAAGUUGUGCGAGCUCAUCAACUCUGACAUCGUGGCGCCAAGUUUGGCUCUAGCUGAGCAGCACAGUUUCGAUACAAUUAAGAAAGCUUGCUUUAAGUUCCUCGCUUCCCCUUCUAAUUUGAAGGCGAUGAUGGCAAGCGAUGGUUACGAGCAUCUGAAGAAUAGCUGCCCAUAUGUUCUCAAGGAGCUGGCUGCUAGCUUCCUGCCUGACGAGCUGAAAGCGGCCAAAGAUAUUAUCAUGACAAUUUAG